AUGGGGUUGCACCUCUUCACCAACUCGGAUAUAGAGCUGCACAACUCCACCAACCUGGAUAUGGAGCAGCACCAAUUUAGAGAUAACAAGGUUGUUCUUGCUAAGGCUAAUCCCUCCGAUGAACACCAGCUUUGGUACAAGGAUGAUAAGUUUGGGUCCAACGUGAAAGAUGAAGAGGGUUUUCCUAGCUUUGCUCUGGUUAAUAAAGCCACCGGUCUGGCCCUCAAACAUGCUAGUGGAGCUACUCAACUGGUGCAAUUAGAACCUUUCAGGCCAUUCGAAUUUGAAAAGUCCCUGAUGUGGAGUGAGGGCAAGGUGAUCGAUAAUGAAGGCUAUAGAGCUAUAAGAAUGGCUAAUGACAUUCACCUAAAUAUGGAUGCAUACAUAGGUGAUCGCCCUCAAGUCCAAGAUGGCAAUGAGAUUGGGCUUUGGGAAUGGAACUCUGGAAAUAACCAAAUAUGGAAGAUAUCACCACAUUUAAAUGUCACUAACUCUUCACUCGGUUCAUCCAACUACUCGUCAGCACCAGGACAUGAAAAACAAGGUUGUCAUGCAAGUAGUGAAGGAAGGCUUGAACAUCAUGGUCACGAUGGUCCUUAUUCCUCAUCUGACACCCACCAUUCCUCCCACUUUGAUUCUGCUUCCAGCCUCUCCAAGAAACCUGCAGUAAAAAUAUUUUGCAAAUCUGAUCCAAAUCUUAAUCUUUCAGUUAGAGAUAACAAGGUUGUCCUUGCUAAAGCUAAUCCCUCCGAUGAACACCAGCUUUGGUACAAGGAUGAUAAGUUUGGGUCCAACGUGAAAGACAAAGAAGGUUUUCCUGGCUUUGCUCUGGUUAAUAAAGCCACCGGUCUGGCCCUCAAACAUGCUAGUGGAGCUACUCAACUAGUGCAAUUAGAACGUUUCAAGGCAAACGAAUUUGAUAAGUCCCUGAUUUGGAGUGAGGGCAAGGUGAUCGAUAAUGAAGGCUAUAGAGCUAUAAGAAUGGCUAAUGACAUUCACCUAAAUAUGGAUGCGUACCUAGGUGAUCGCCCUCAAGUCCAAGACGGCAAUGAGAUUGGGCUUUGGGAAUGGAACUCUGGAAAUAACCAAAUAUGGAAGAUAUCACCACAUUCAGUGUCAGGGCACGAAAAACAUGGUGGCCAUAAAUUUGGUGAAGGAAGGUCUGAUUGUCAUGGUGAUGAUUGUCCCUACUCAUCUCACACUCACCAUUCCUAUCAUUCUGGUCAUGCUUCCAACCUCUCUAAGGAACCUACUGUCAAAAUCUGCGGUAAAGCUGAUCCAAAAUUAAAUCUUUCGGUUAGAUUUGACAAGGUUGUUCUUGCUAAAGCCGAUCCCUAUGAUGAACACCAACACUGGUUCAAGGAUGAUAAGUUCGGGUCCAAUGUGAAAGAUGAAGAGGGUUUCCCCGGCUUUGCUCUGGUUAAUAAAGCCACUGGAUUAGCCCUCAAGCAUGCUUGUGGAGCUACACAACCAGUGCAAUUGGCAUGUUUCAAUUCAAAUGAUUUAUCCCUAAUCUGGAGUGAGAGCAAGGUGAUUGAUAAUGAAGGCUAUAGACGUAUAAGAAUGUUUAAUAACAUUCACUUGAAUAUGGACGCAUACCUCGGUGAUCACCCUGGUAUCCAAGAUGGCAAUAAAAUUGUGCUUUGGGAAUGGAAGAAUGGAGAUAACCACAUAUGGAAGAUAUCAUCGCAUUGUAAGUUUUAGCAACCGAGAAUUUGGAUAAACAUGAUCAUCAGUCAAAUGGUGUAGCCAAUUAUGCUCGAUUACCUUCAUUUCUUUUAUGUUUCUUCCAGUAAUCAGUGAUAUAUGCAGGAUGGUUGCAAUGUGGUGGAGUCAGUUUCGUGAUCCAAUAGCUUGAAAGGACCGAUUGCUACUUAAUUAUCUACUUAAUAUAAAUAUAUGUUGGAAAGUACUAAA
Gossypium arboreum is the source of this 1917-nucleotide messenger RNA. RefSeq names its product ricin B-like lectin R40C1. The coding region runs from base 1 to 1704 and encodes 567 amino acids. Lineage: Eukaryota; Viridiplantae; Streptophyta; Magnoliopsida; Malvales; Malvaceae. The transcript is spliced from 10 exons. The record is from RefSeq and is a predicted model, not a curated record.